GUUUCUAAAUCCAACAACCCUUAGCCAAUUACGCCCACGCCGCUCUGCUUCCCUCACCGUAACCUCUUCGCGGGAGACGAUCAAAACCCGAGCGCUCUCUCUUCGUCUUCCAAAACGACUCUGCAUUUCUCUCAGUCCCGGUAAAGAAUCAACAAUUAUUAGCCUACGUUUCUGCAACUUGUUUCGUGAACUUUGUUGGUUUUUUGUGAAUUUUUUCGCGGCCGAGUUUGAUAUUGGGGAAGAUGUGGCAAGCACAGUACCGGAAACAUGACGCGGAGUCGGGGUCGACGCCAUUAUACCCGAUGAUGCUGGAGAGCCCGGAGCUCCGGUGGGCCUUUAUCCGCAAGAUUUACUCCAUUCUGACCUUGCAGUUGCUUUGCACCAUCGCCGUCGCGGCGGUGGUCGUCGCCGUCCGCCCAAUCUCCGUCUUCUUUACCACCACCGGGGCCGGUUUGGCCCUUUAUAUCCUGCUCAUCAUAACGCCUUUCAUUGUGCUGUGCCCACUGUAUUACUAUCAUCAGAAGCACCCUGUCAACUUCGUUCUGCUUGGGAUUUUCACUGUUAGUAUUUCUUUUGCGGUGGGACUGACUUGUGCUUUCACCAGCGGGAAGGUAAUAUUGGAAGCAGUAAUCUUAACAGCUGCUGUGGUUGUAAGCCUCACUUUAUACACAUUCUGGGCUGUGAAAAGAGGCCAGGAUUUCAACUUCCUCGGGCCCUUCUUGUUUGGUGCUAUUGUUGUGCUUAUUCUCUUUUCACUGAUUCAGGUGCUCUUCCCUCUGGGUAAGAUCUCUGUCAUGAUAUACGGGUGCCUGGCUUCAAUUGUAUUCUGUGGGUACAUCAUAUACGACACGGACAACCUGAUCAAGCGUUAUUCCUACGACGAGUACAUUUGGGCAUCUGUAUCGUUGUAUCUGGACGUCAUCAAUCUCUUCCUUUCGUUGUUGACUGUCUUCAGAGCCGCAGAUAGCUAAAGAGACCCCCUUCUGCUCUUUGCACGCCCUUCUUCACCAUCUAUCCCCAUCUUUUAUGUUUCUUCCCAGAAACAUAAGGACACGAUACGUUCAAAUUCUGUCUGUAAUAAUAUAUAGUAAAUGGCUGGUUGAAGUGUAUUUCCCAGUCUAGUAAUGCUCCCAGUUCCCAGUUGGAUUCUUUUUUUUUUUCUCUUCUUUUCCCUUUCGUCAGGUCAUUUUUCUGGGUAUAUUGUGAUUUUUUUUUUUUGAAUUUGUAAGCACCACUCAUGACCCAACUGUAAUUUAUUUACAAUCUAAAUGCAUGAUGGUA
Diospyros lotus (date-plum) is the source of this 1281-nucleotide messenger RNA. Its product is annotated as protein LIFEGUARD 2. Lineage: Eukaryota; Viridiplantae; Streptophyta; Magnoliopsida; Ericales; Ebenaceae. The transcript has 4 exons. The record is from RefSeq and is a predicted model, not a curated record. Bases 243 to 971 code for a protein of 242 amino acids. Gene Ontology annotation, cellular component: membrane.